AUUAAUGUUUUAAUUUAGCCACUGGGACCUACGGUCCGAAUGUUGAAAUGGCGUCUAAAGAAUGAGCAUCGACGAGAAUUGAGAUACUUCCAUGAAAUCAUUGAACUUACCAGAAAUAUAGCUAAUUCUUUUGAAAAUGAUGAUAGAUACAGACAAAUAGCUCAUAAUUUACACCAUGAGAAACAGCUCCGCAGGAUCAUCGAUCAUCAUAUCAGGCGUAUCAAUAGGAGUGAUAAUUCUGCUGAUAUUUCUACUACUAUGUUAGAAGUACGUGAGAGAAAGCACUUUUUUGAUGAGCAGUACAAUUUUAUUAAUGUUGCGAUAAGUUAUGGUGAAAUGGAUUUUGUAUAUCCACAACAGCUGUUAAAUAUGUCUUUUGAACGUCAGAGGCUGAUAUUUAAAAAUAUCCAUAGAUAUAACUAUUCAGCUCACCAAUUGCCAUCUAACGACCAACUAACUUCUGGUGAAGCUGUGCCUCGUGCUAUGGAAGAAGAAACUUAUUUUGACUUUGAGGAAACAUCUGUUGAUAGCUCUGACAGCGAUUCUGAUAAACUCCCUGUUCUGGUACCAAUUCAAGAAACGGAAUCUGCUAAUAAUGAAACUACUCCUUUACUAUUAUCAAUGGAAGAAAUGCCGCAGGAAGCUGAUGAGGAAAUCCAAAAAACAGAAUCUGAUGAGGAAAUCCAAAAAACAGAAUCUGAUGAGCAAAUCCAAAAAACAGAAUCUGAUGAGGAAAUCCCAAAAAUAGAAUCUGAGAUAACAAUUAUUACUGUUUCAUCGGCCAGUCCAACUCAUCAAUCCACAUUGCAAGAAGUACUGAAGGAAGUAGAAGAAUAUUUAGAAAAGGAAGCAGGAGUCCCAGCUGAAUUGCCGGACAUCGCUAAGCUAAGUGGUGAUCCCGUUGAUCCAUCAGGGCAGCCAUCUCAAGAACAACAAUCGCAACAAGAUGAUGGAGAAGAUUCUAAGGAAAAAACAGAAAAUGGAGUUCAAUGCCCGGUUUUUGAUCCAUCCUUGCUGGCUCCUGGAUGUAGCAAAUGGACAAGGCCUCGCCCAAUUUAA
Messenger RNA from Nezara viridula (southern green stink bug), 1059 nucleotides. Lineage: Eukaryota; Metazoa; Arthropoda; Insecta; Hemiptera; Pentatomidae. The record is from the annotation of a GenBank genome assembly.